This is a messenger RNA of Bradysia coprophila, 1385 nucleotides long. RefSeq lists its product as uncharacterized. Lineage: Eukaryota; Metazoa; Arthropoda; Insecta; Diptera; Sciaridae. The record is from RefSeq and is a predicted model, not a curated record.
AGGUGUGUUGUUCUUUGUUGCGUGUAGAAAUGGUGUUUGGAAUUGUUUUAUUUGUUUUAAUUUGUACAAGUGCAAGUUCACAUCAUAAUGGGAAUGUCGUUUGGCUCAAAUCACCUAGAGUAACCCAUUGGGGAAAAUUUGGCCCACACGAAUUCUGUCCAAAAAAUAGUUUUGUUACAGGCAUGAGAUUGAAGGUAGACCAUACUCACGUCGGUGACAAUACGGCUCUUAAUGCUAUACAGCUUAUAUGUACUGAUAUGAAUGGAUACGAUAGCAUGAUUAACAGCGCGACUGGAGCAUAUGGCUCUUUCGGUAAAACAAAAUAUUGCCUGAAUGGAUUCGCCACUGGCUUUCAACUUCGUUCUCAGCCUUUUCAAGGGUUACUCGGGGAUGAUGUCGGAGCAGUAGAUUUCAAAUUAAUAUGCUCCGACAUUAGUGGCGAUCCAUCGCAAAUAAUCGCUGAUAAUAGUGGAUUUUUGCCGUGGGGAGAUUGGACCAAGGAAAAACAUUGCCCCUCAAAGAGAGCUGUAUGUGGUAUUGCCACACAGGUCGACUCGUCGUCUGGACUGUUUUUUAAGCGGGACCAGUCGACUUUAAAUAAUGUUGAUAUUGCAUGUUGUCUCUUAACCAGACCAAUUGAAACUUGUAGUAAAUUAACGUACAAUUGGGAGACUCUAAUAGCAUGUCCGACCGAAACAACUUGCGAAAUAAAUUUAAUUACGGGAAUAGUGGAGGGCGAGCAACUGUCGAAAUUGAGAAAAAUCUACGACAAUCGAAGAAAUAAAAUUGGAAGUUUCGAUAAUUAUGUUAUGAGGUCUCUGCAAGUCAAGGCUAAAAGGAACAGAGAGAAAAUAAACAACAGAUCGCUUAAACGCAUUUUAAAGCAAACAAAUUUGAAUAAAAACGAAUCGACAGUCAGUGUAAACUGCAAAGGUAGAAUUCAGCAACUCGUUGCCGCAUGUGACUUCAUUAAAUUUUAUACGAGCGAAAGCCAAUGUGUUCCAGAUCAGUAUGCUGACAAAGAAUGGGAAGUCGAAGGCUUAUAUUUCCAAGCAACAUCGCCUUCCGAAAACAUUUUCUGGAGCUAUAAUUGUGAUUUCACAGGAGGUGAUGUUGGGAGUGUAUCGGCUGGAAAUGCAGCCGAUUGUGGUGAAAAGUGUUUGGUGAAUACGGACUGUACUCAUUUCUCGUAUAAAAAUUAUAAUGGCGGAACAUGUUGGAUGAAGGGAGUUCUUACUCUUAAUACACCAGUUGAGAGAUACGGCGAAAAAAUUAUUUGCGGAUGGGUUGAGAGACCGUAGCAUGGACCGUAGACGUAAUUAAAAUUUCUGAGUUCUUUUUGAGAUUUUGACUUUACGUAUGACUAAAAUAUAGAAAAGAUAAAU